AUAAUCGGAAAUACGUCAUAAGAUUUAAACUAUGUUGAAUAAUUAAUGAAAGUAAAUUGUUACUAUAAGUUUUUAUUUAUACAAUUUGUAUUAAAUGGCAGGAGAAGUUGUAGUUGAUGCUUUACCAUAUAUUGAUCAAGGAUAUGAUGAACCUGGAGUCAGAGAAGCGGCUUUGGCUAUGGUUGAAGAAGAAACACGUCGCUAUAGACCAACGAAAAAUUAUUUAGAACAUUUGGUAUCAUUAAAUAUAACUGCUUUUGAAACAGAAGUAAUGAAACAUGAAUUUGAACGAAUGCAAAACCGUUUACCUAUGGAAGUACUUAGUAUGAAACGUUAUGAAUUACCUCCACCUCCACCAGGUAAAAUGAAUGAUCUUGCAGCAUGGAAUGAAAGUGUAGAAAAUAGCAGCGCACAAUUAGAACAUCAGGCUACAAGAAUUUGCAAUCUUGAAUUAAUGAUGGAAUAUGGAUGUGAAGCAUGGAAAUCUUAUUUAGAAAUAUUAGUACAAUUAGUAAAUCAAGCCCAAAAACAAUUACAAGCAUUAAGGAAAAAGAUACAAGAAGUUAAUUGGCAAAGAAAAUCUAUGCAAACUCAAGGAGGAGAAAAGUUAAGAGCAUUGGAAGCACAAUGGGUGGGAUUAGUAUCAAAAAAUUAUGAGAUCGAACAAGCGUGUGUACAUUUAGAAGAAGAAAUACAAAAAUCUAUGAUGAAUAAGGGGGAAGGAGUAGAAAUCAAUGAUGUACCAGGAGAGGAAGAACCUGAUGUUCCAGAAAAAAGUGCAACAGAAGUUAUGGCAACAGAAAUGGAUCAACAAGAACAAGAAAAUCAAGAACCCCAGAACAAUGCAUAAAAAUAUAAAUGUAUAAAAUUAUGAGUAAUUAUAUUUUGCAUAUGUGUAUUAAUAUAUAAAAAUAAUAAAUAAAUUAACUUAUUAGUAGUAAAUAAAUAAAUUUACCGUAA
This is a messenger RNA of Apis laboriosa (Himalayan honeybee), 960 nucleotides long. RefSeq names its product pre-mRNA-splicing factor SPF27 (gene BCAS2). Lineage: Eukaryota; Metazoa; Arthropoda; Insecta; Hymenoptera; Apidae. Bases 95 to 850 code for a protein of 251 amino acids. Gene Ontology annotation, cellular component: precatalytic spliceosome; catalytic step 2 spliceosome; Prp19 complex. Gene Ontology annotation, biological process: mRNA processing. The record is from RefSeq and is a predicted model, not a curated record. The transcript is spliced from 3 exons.